AUAAAAACAUUAAUUCAACAAUUUUGGAAGAAUAUUAGUAAAUGUUUGGAAAAAGUGGCAAAAAUGCUAUUUGGAAAUUCUCCGAGUUUCUAUGCGUUUUAUUGUUUAGUAAUCUUAUUGGCUAUUUUUGUUGCCAAUUCCUCGGUUAAUGCAGGUGUUUUGAAAUUUGAAAGAAGCCAUGAUGGCUAUCAAAAAUUGAAAAAUGAAGGAGAACAUGAAGUUGAAACAGGGAAGUUGGAAAGUGGGGGUAAACAAGGUAAAAAUAUUCCUAAGGAAAAGAUGAAACAAAUGAAUGAGGAGGCAUUCGAAAUUGGAAAUUUUAAGAAAUAUAAGAAUGUUGCACUUCCUUUUAUUGAAACUAUGACAGAUUAUAAAAAUAUAUCCAACUAUCUAAACAUAAUUAUUGAAGUAAAAGCGCUCGAUGCACAAAUUCUGACAUUCUUUAAGAAUGUUUCAACGUUUAAAAAUUUUGUAAAUUAUUUUACCAAACGUUACAACUUUAUAAGCAAGUCAAAAGAGGCGUCGAAAGUAAUAAAGGAAAAAUUUGAGGUAAGUUUAUUUCUUAAGGAAAGAAGGUCAAAAGUUUAGAAGGUAGCGAUCGGUCGCUGCUAUUAGAAGGUGAUGUCAGGGACCUGGUGUUUUUCUUGAUAUUUGGAUCCGUAAGGUUGCAGGAUGCCUGCUUGGAGCUUAACUUAUGUGAAAAAAUUAAAAGUUGAAAAUUAAACAUUCUAAUUAAAUCCAACUGACGUUUAUUUAUCAGUGG
Meloidogyne enterolobii is the source of this 763-nucleotide messenger RNA. The record is from the annotation of a GenBank genome assembly. Lineage: Eukaryota; Metazoa; Nematoda; Chromadorea; Rhabditida; Meloidogynidae.